Apus apus (common swift) is the source of this 5098-nucleotide messenger RNA. RefSeq names its product glutamate ionotropic receptor delta type subunit 2 (gene GRID2). Gene Ontology annotation, cellular component: plasma membrane; postsynaptic membrane. Gene Ontology annotation, molecular function: glutamate-gated receptor activity; transmitter-gated monoatomic ion channel activity involved in regulation of postsynaptic membrane potential. The record is from RefSeq and is a predicted model, not a curated record. The coding region runs from base 48 to 2582 and encodes 844 amino acids. NCBI's taxonomy places the organism in Eukaryota, Metazoa, Chordata, Aves, Apodiformes, Apodidae. Gene Ontology annotation, biological process: synaptic transmission, glutamatergic; modulation of chemical synaptic transmission; monoatomic ion transport. The transcript has 15 exons.
GUUUGGCGAAGAGCUCGCUUGUUACAAAGCUUGGACCUCCGGAGGAGAUGGAAGUUUUCUCCCUCAUCUUGGUCGUGUCCGUCUGUUGGACUCGAACCUGGAAAGCGGCGAUUGCAGAUUCAAUCAUUCAUAUCGGGGCGAUUUUUGAUGAAUCUGCCAAAAAAGAUGAGGAAGUUUUUCGAAUGGCGGUUGCUGAUCUCAACCAGAAUGAUGAGAUCUUACAGACGGAGAAAAUCACAUGUUCGGUGACCUUUGUGGAUGGCAACAAUCCAUUUCAGGCAGUUCAAGAAGCCUGUGACCUGAUGAACCAGGGCAUCCUGGCCCUUGUCAGCUCCAUUGGCUGUACGUCAGCAGGAUCCCUGCAGUCGCUGGCAGAUGCCAUGCACAUCCCUCAUCUCUUCAUCCAACGCUCAACAGCAGGAACGCCAAGGAGCGGCUGUGGGCUCACCAGGAGCAACCGCAAUGAUGACUACACGCUCUCCGUCCGGCCCCCUGUCUACUUAAAUGAUGUCAUCUUGAGGGUGGUCACAGAAUAUGCCUGGCAGAAGUUCAUCAUUUUUUAUGAUAACGACUAUGAUAUCCGUGGAAUACAAGAGUUUUUGGACAAAGUUUCUCAACAGGGAAUGGAUGUAGCAUUGCAGAAAGUAGAAAACAACAUCAACAAAAUGAUCACAGGCCUCUUUUCCAGUAUGCGAAUAGAAGAACUGAACCGCUACCGGGAUACUCUGAGACGGGCUAUUCUUAUAAUGAACCCCUUGACAGCCAAAUCGUUCAUAACAGAGGUUGUGGAAACUAAUUUGGUUGCUUUUGACUGUCACUGGAUCAUUAUAAAUGAGGAAAUAAACGAUAUGGAUGUGCAGGAACUGGUGAGAAGGUCAAUUGGAAGGUUAACAAUUAUUCGACAGACAUUUCCAGUCCCCCAAAACAUAAGUCAGCGAUGUUUCCGUGGCAAUCACAGGAUAUCUUCAUCACUGUGUGAUCCGAAGGACCCUUUCUCCCAGAGCAUGGAGAUUUCAAACCUGUACAUAUAUGACACUGUCCUCCUUUUGGCAAAUGCCUUUCAUAAGAAGCUGGAGGACAGGAAAUGGCACAGCAUGGCCAGCCUCACCUGCAUCAGGAAGAACUCUAAACCCUGGCAAGGAGGACGAUCCAUGUUGGAAACCAUCAAGAAGGGUGGAGUGAAUGGCUUGACUGGAGAACUGGAAUUUGCAGAAAAUGGUGGGAAUCCCAAUGUGCAUUUUGAAAUUUUGGGGACAAAUUAUGGAGAAGAUCUUGGCAGAGGCAUCCGCAAGCUUGGCUGCUGGAAUCCCGUCACUGGCCUGAAUGGAUCAUUAACAGACAGAAAGUUGGAGAAUAACAUGCGAGGAGUGGUUCUGCGUGUGGUGACUGUGCUGGAAGAGCCCUUUGUCAUGGUGUCUGAAAAUGUUCUGGGGAAACCGAAGAAGUAUCAGGGCUUUUCAAUAGAUGUGUUGGAUGCCUUGGCCACUUACCUUGGCUUUAAGUAUGAAAUUUAUGUUGCGCCGGAUCACAAGUAUGGGAGUCCUCAGGAUGAUGGGUCAUGGAAUGGACUGAUAGGAGAACUGGUAUUUAAGAGAGCUGAUAUAGGGAUCUCUGCCCUAACCAUCACCCCUGACAGGGAAAAUGUGGUGGACUUCACAAUGCGUUACAUGGACUACUCAGUAGGUGUGCUGCUUCGAAAGGCAGAAAAGACAGUGGACAUGUUUGCCUGCUUAGCACCAUUUGACCUCUCCCUGUGGGCGUGCAUAGCUGGCACUGUGCUGUUAGUAGGGCUACUGGUCUACCUCUUGAACUGGCUCAACCCACCACGUCUUCAGAUGGGAUCUAUGACCUCUACAACCCUCUACAACUCCAUGUGGUUUGUGUACGGAUCCUUUGUGCAACAAGGAGGAGAGGUUCCAUACACAACCCUGGCAACUCGACUGAUGAUGGGAGCUUGGUGGCUUUUUGCUUUGAUUGUCAUCUCCUCCUACACAGCAAACCUAGCAGCUUUCCUCACCAUCACACGCAUAGAGAACUCCAUCCAGUCUCUCCAGGAUCUCUCAAGGCAGACGGAUAUUCCUUAUGGCACUGUCUUGGACUCUGCAGUCUAUGAGCACGUCCGAGUGAAAGGGAUGAAUCCUUUUGAGAGGGACAGCAUGUAUUCCCAAAUGUGGCGGAUGAUUAACAGAAGCAACGGCUCAGAGAACAAUGUCUUGGAAUCAACCGCAGGAAUUCAGAAGGUGAAAUACGGGAAUUACGCUUUUGUGUGGGACGCAGCAGUACUGGAGUACGUGGCCAUCAACGACGGAGACUGCUCUUUUUACACGGUCGGGAACACUGUUGCGGAUCGAGGAUACGGGAUUGCACUGCAGCAUGGUAGCCCCUACCGAGACGCUUUCUCACAAAGGUAUCUGAUUAGAGCGUAUAAGGGCACCCACCAGGAGCUGCAGCAAAAGCAGGUAUUUUUUAUGGCAAGAGUGCCAUCGUGUGGGAAGCUUCUGCAGCACGCAAGAAGAGCGGUGCCUAUGUGCAACCUGCAGGAAACCUUCCUUCCUCGUGAUGUUUUUCAUGCAUUUCAAUAAACGUACGAUUUUCAUUUCUGAAAACGUGCUAUAAAAAUAAGAAGUUUCAUAACUAGGAACAAUUUGGUAGUGUUAAAUUUUCUUAAUGUGUGAACUAUUACUUUGGUUCCACGUAUCAUCGAAUUCAGAAACAAAGUGUUUACGGAGUCUAACAGAAGCAGAACCUCCCCUUUUCAUUAUAUGAGGUUCAUGUAGUUAGAUACUCGUGCUCUUACUUCUCUUGAUGUGUAUUUUAUCUUCCAACGUCUGUUUUCAGCUGCAGCAUUAAAAAGCUUUGUUAUAAGCUUUCAAUUUUUCAGGCUUUUCCAUGUAAUGAUACAAUUACUGUCCCUGUUUUUUGCGGGGGUUUUUCCUGUUUUCCUUUAAAUAAUUGAACAUAUAUAUUACAUCCAUAAAGAAAAUUGGCACUAAUUACCAGGAGUACAAUUAGGAAUAAAUCUCUUUUAAGGAACAAGCUAAAGUUCAGUGUCUUUAUGCAAAUGCCUAUUGCUGAAAAGAUGUCUUCUGUAAUCAGGAAUUAUACUGACAAGUGAAGAAUCAUUUAAUUAAUGAGAAUAGAGCAAUCAUUUGGAUAGUUCAUUCUAUUACUGACUGAAUAAAAGAGAGAAAAUAGCCCUGUGCAAGGAUUAGAGCUGCUGAUGAAAGAAAUAAGCCCCACAGUGUUGUUAUGUUACUGCCUUGUGUAGAUAGUACAGUAAUUCCUAAAUAUAAAACCACAUAUGCAAAUGCUUGUAUUAGACAUCAAAAAUUAACCUUCUGUUACUCCACACGAAGUUAUACAAAAGGGUUCUGUUUCUGCUGAUGAUCUGCUGCUCCUGCUAACCUAACAGACUGGAAUAUUUGAGCCAAAAUGCUCACCUAAAUCCUAAUGGAGGAUGCCAGGGCAGCAAGAAGCAGAAUUACAGUGAGUUACCUCUGCAAACACUGUAUGGCAUGAUAGAAAGUAGUGUUUGCAGUCACAAAGGAGUAAUUGUGGUGGGAAGGGGCCUCUGGAGGCCUCCAGCCCAGUUUCAGGUUGUCCCAGUUGCAUCUGUUCCUGGCACUGGGUCUGGGUCCAGUUUCUCUACACACUCCCAGUAGGCAGCUCUGGGUUACGAUGGCCACAAUCCUGUGUAUGGUCCGUGUGUCUCCAAAGCUCCUCUAGAGCUGUGCUGGGGUUUCAGCCACUGCUGGCUGCAUGAAGUCUCCUGUUCCUGGCAGGACCACAGCAUAAGUUUAUGCUCGUUCAGAUGUGCCAUAGAAAAUGUAGUGGCUUCAUUGACAUGACUACCUAUUCAAGUGGCAUUACAGAUUUAAUUAUAUUUGUAUAGAGUAGUUGUCAUGUACUACCAAGAUGCAUUCAAACACCUUCUCAUAAUACUGUAUUUUUCUGAGGUUGAGGUAGACCACUGCAUUGAGCUGUUGUGGUAGCCCUGAGUCAGUUGGGGCAGCUUUUCUUCCUCCUUCAAUGCCAUACGGUCUCUGGUAGCAGUGUCCCAGACUUCUGUUGGUUUGUGUGUACUUGGAUUUUUUGCCUGCUGUGUCAAAUGAUUGCACAAGUAAUUGUUUGCUUUUCAACACUGAAAUGGAAAAAAAAUUUAUUACAUGAAGGAAAAUAUUUCCCUGUCUUAUUGUUUGUAAGUGUAAUCAUUGAAUUUUUUAUUUUGGGUAACCAGAUGCAUCCAGCUUCUACUCUAGUCACUUCUGGAUGUUUUCUUAAAAACAUUCUCCCUGGGAAUAAAUUAACUAAAUAUGAAAAUCUUCUUCCAAACAAAAUUCUCAUUUCUGAAACUGUUCAUCCCACAGGAAGUCUAGCUAAAUAUGUUGGCCUUGCAAGCUGCCCAGUAAAUCUUUGCCAGUGGGCUGGGUAUGUAGAUGCAAGGAGGAGUAAUUCUGCAGCAGAGAACCUUCCUACGGAAAUUGCUUCCCAGCAGGUUGCACACUCCCCUUGAGCAAGAUUAGUUUAGGUCUUUACUGACUGCAGCUAAUACAAUUCUGUGCUCUCUCCAAAGCAGCAAGUAGGUAACCUGAUAAACAUCAUUUUACAAUAAGGUGAAGUGUUACCUCUGGUACAUCUGAACUGUUUUUUCUUAUUCUUUUUUUUUUUUUUAAUUGGAAUGUCUCUUCUUUAGUAAUUAAAAUGCAAAAUAUAUAUUAUCAAAUGCCUAAUACACUACAGAAGUCAAUUGACAUAGUCUGUAGUGAAAGCCAGUUAAGAAAAUAUGGUAUGUUAAGUAAAGCAUUUUCAUUAAGGGUCUUAAAAGAAAUAGAGGCUUGUAUGUGCUUUCCUGUAUCUAAAGCGGAACAUAGAUAUACAUAUGCUCAGUCUUACAGACAACCUUAUAUUCUGGCUUUCUUUUGUCCCCAGAUCAGUCCAUCUGAAUUUGUCAGCUGCUUGGCUUUCCAAGAAACAUGGGAAGGUUGCAAGUAGUCAGAUUACAUAUUCACACUCUCAGUUGCCACCCCCACUGCCCCACUGUAACUCCUGACUCUUUGCUUUCUCCUCAAGGAUUUUGGAGCUGCAGCAGAAUGGCGAC